CAAUGUGAUAAUCUGUAGUCUGCACCUGUCAAAGUUUCAAUGGCGGACGUCCUCAUAUUCUGAUCGCAACAAACAUAUUUAUCACGUUUUUAACCAACUUUAACGCUACAUGAAUAUAUAUUCCACCGUAAAAACAACAUAAACGGUGAACAAUGUCCACUGUGGUGUCGGACUGUUUCACAAUCGGCAGUAUAGUUGCGACGCGGACGUGUUACAAUGAAAAUAUUGAGGGAGAAGUUCUAGCUUUUGAUCCUCAAACUAAGAUGCUUAUACUCAAAUGUCCGUCUUCGAGCGGUAAUCCUAAGCGUCACGACGUAAAUAUUGUGAAUCUAUCGUUGGUUAGUGAUGUCCAAAUCAAGAAAGAAGUGACCACGGCGCCCGAACCCCCACAAUCUCUCAACUUGCACAGAUUAAACACACGAGUCCGCAAUUCAAUAGAGAAUAAGAGAAGAUUAGUGUCAGCAUUAUCAGCAUGUCUGGACCCGGAGGGCCAGCGGCUGUUCAUGGCGAUUGCACGAGUCAUCGACGACGUCUCCUGGGCUGGGCAGAACAUCCGGGUCUACAAUGAAGUUAUAAUCACUCCUCCUUACAAGGUUGACAACGUAAUAGGCGAAAAAGACUCUAAACCAUAUAAUUACAUAAAGAAAUUCGUGGAACGACAUUGGCGCGAUCACCGUGAUUACCGCGAUCAUACAGCGCCCAACUCAAGCCAGCAUCAGUAACACUAUAUAAUAUAUUACUAUUAUACAUACAUAUAUAUAUCUUAUAUAUAUAUCUAUAUAACUCAUAUAUAAAGACGCUGUUUUUGAAAUUCAUAAGUCAAAAAAGUCAAGAGUUAAAAUUAUUUAUGUCAAAUAGACCAGGCAAUUUUGAACGUCAAAGCAAAUAUAAUAAUAUUAAUAACGUCUGUCUGUCGGUCAGUACUCUAGUGAAAAAAUUGUGAAAUAAAAAUUAUGCUACUUCCGCGCGGUUUCACCCGCUCUGCUUGGCUCCUAUUGGUCAUAGCGUGAUGUUUUAUAGCCUAUAGCCUUCCUCGAUAAAUGCUCUACCCAACACAAAACGAAUUAUUCAAAUCGGACCAGUAGUUCUUGAUUGGCGCGUUCAAACAAUCAAACAAACUCUUCAGCUUUAUAAUAUUAGUAUAGAUUUGUUAAAUAAAUUGCAUCAAAAUCCGUCGUGUAGUUUUAAAGAUAAAUCUUUUCAGUAGUUAUUUCAAUGUCCGUCUUGUAGCUUAUUUUAAAACAUUACACAGGAUUUUUUUUUUUUGUUACGGAAACAAAUACUUUCGAAGAAAUAUCGAUUUGAAAUAUCGCGUGACGUCACUUUUAUGUGCGUCUUCUUUUAUAAGUAGAAAUGACGUAACUUCCUUCCUAACUCCUAAACUUUGAUUCGUUUUUAUCUAAGUAUUGUUAUCUUAUAUGACGAAAUAAAAAAAAUACUUGUCUAAUAUUUUUUCAUUACCUAACUGACGGACUAAAUAGAUAUUUUAAUUUUCAUACCCCGUCAUCAUCCCAUUUGUUUUGAAAUUUCAAUAACAAUAGGUUUUUUGUGAAUUUCAAAAAUAUCGUCUUUAUAAUAUCACAUCAUUCAAUUCAAUAGUAGCUAUUAUUUGUAUUACUAUCAAAAUAUAUAUUUGUUUUAUUAAAAAAAAACAAUUGGUUUUAUAUUAUAUAUCGUCAUGAGCUAAUGGUAACAUGUAAACAGUGACUUGUGUAGUGUAGAGAUUGUCCAGUCAACUGAUGGUAGCGUGGACUGUCCAGGCGAUACGUACUUAGGUAUAUAAUAUAAAAUUAUUUGAAUUUUAAAUACAUUAUUGAUACAAUUAAAAUAUUUAGUUUCAAAAAAAUACUUAGUUUAUUUUAGUUUUUUUGAAAAUUCAUCGUAGUAGUUUAAAAUGUCCAUAUUUUUAAUAUGGAUGAUUACUAAAUAGGUAUUUUAUUCUACCAUUUACCCAUUCUGGGUAUAAAAAGUAUAAAUCUAAUCAUAUUUUAUUUGUAUCAAUAUAAUUCGACCGAUAUAUAUUAUCAUAAUUUGAAUAUGGCAUGAUAUUCUAAUACUUAAAAAAAAAAAACAUUUAUAUGGGAUUAAUGAAAUUUGACCAAAAAAUUUAACAUCUUAAAAUAUCAUGCAAUAUUCAUAUUUACUCAAAAUUUUAAACAAAUAUCAGUUUUCAUCGCACGCAACGGAUUUUAGUUUGUCUUGUAUAGAAACUCAUACAACUGCGUCCACUGAUCCGCAUCGUACGGACCGCAUCAUCGGCAAUGCCUACAUGCGAUGCGUACUGAUGACGUCAUACGGAAUGCGUGCAAUGCGUACGAUGCGGGCCUGUGGACGCUCCUUUAAAACGUGAAAAUUUGAUGUUUUUUUUUGCCUUUUCAACAUGAAAUAAAUAUAUAUAAAUAUGUUUAUAUAUAUAUUAUAGAAAUUAUGUAUUUGUCGGAAAAUUUUAGUUUUUUUUCUUUUUUUCUUGUUUUUUUUUAUACGGACUCCAAAAAAAUUGUUUGUCGUCGGCUUUAGUUUAGUGGUGAUGUUCAAUUUUGAAAUGGUUAUGUUUUUUUUUCGUGUUUGUCAAGUUCCAAUGGUUUUCUUUUUUUUAUCAAUUUUUUUUUCAUGAAUUUUUUGUCGAUUUGUUUUAGAUUUUUCAAUUUAACUUUGUUUUUAACUUGUUAUCUGUCUCGUUGAUUGUGUAGUUACAGGGUUACCGAGCGUAAAGUGUCUUGGGUUCGAUUCCCGAGCAGGGCAUUUUAGAUGCAAUUUUUUUAUGACAACAACUUUGAAAUGCCCUCUAUUACAUUACUGUAAGGUAUCCUUCUAUUAAAUCCUGAAUUUUAAUGUUUUUUUUUCUAGUAAAUUGUAAAAAUCAUUCAAAAUUGAACGCUAUCACUAAGACUAUAAGAUUCACAUCCCGGUACGGUUUGGAGCAAGUAUAUAGUAUAUAGUAUUUAUAUAACUACUGUUGGAGUAAGAAUUAGUGAAAAAAAAUAAUUAAAAAAAUUAAAAAAAGGA
Spodoptera frugiperda (fall armyworm) is the source of this 3006-nucleotide messenger RNA. Its product is annotated as protein LSM12-like. Bases 153 to 722 code for a protein of 189 amino acids. NCBI's taxonomy places the organism in Eukaryota, Metazoa, Arthropoda, Insecta, Lepidoptera, Noctuidae. The transcript has 3 exons. The record is from RefSeq and is a predicted model, not a curated record.